Blastomyces dermatitidis ER-3 is the source of this 1553-nucleotide messenger RNA. Its product is annotated as cell cycle control protein cwf14. NCBI's taxonomy places the organism in Eukaryota, Fungi, Ascomycota, Eurotiomycetes, Onygenales, Ajellomycetaceae. The transcript has 3 exons. Bases 173 to 691 code for a protein of 172 amino acids. Gene Ontology annotation, biological process: mRNA splicing, via spliceosome. The record is from RefSeq and is a predicted model, not a curated record. Gene Ontology annotation, cellular component: nucleus; spliceosomal complex.
GCUGCCUUCAGCCUUCCAACAUCCAUAUCAAAAACAAGAGAACAAACCAUACGAGGAUUACACUCGCCACAUCCCCUCGUUCCACUACCAAACUCUCCUCUCUCUUCAUAAAGGGAACAGACAGCCACCUCGACUAACUUCUCUCUCUCACACACAUAAAACACCUGUCACAAUGCCUCCCAUCCGCAGCUCCAGGACCCGCAAGCCCCCUCCAGAUGGCUUUGACGAUAUCGAGGACACGCUGCUCGAGUUCAGCAAUAAGAUGAAGGAUGCAGAAAAUGCCUCGCAUGAGGGUAAGAAGAGACAUGAAGUCCUCUGGCCGAUAUUUCAGAUUAGCCAUGCACGAUCCCGCUACAUCUACGACCUCUACUACGAAAAAGAAGCCAUCUCCAAACAGCUGUAUGACUGGCUGCUGAAAAUAACUACGCGGACGCCUUGCUUAUUGCAAAAUGGAAGAAGCAGGGUUAUGAAAAGCUCUGCUGCCUCCGCUGCAUCCAGACCAAAGAAACAAAUUUCAACGCCACGUGCAUCUGCCGCGUGCCGAAAGCCCAGCUCAAAGAAGACCAGAGCAUCCAGUGCGUCAGCUGUGGUUGUCGCGGUUGCAGCAGUAGCGAUUAGGGUAGCGGGGAAUGGGGUGGGCAUAAUGUGUAAUGCGGAGUUUUGGGCUCUUUGGGUGUUCUUCUUCCUUUAACGGAUACGCGAGCAAUCCGGUAUACAUAUAUAUACAUGCAUGGGGCCGCUGUUAGAUCACUUGCAGUUAGUUGCGUUUCCGACCGUCCCGCCCCCACCCCCUCGUCUCCUAAACCUAGCUAGCCCCCUAUGUGAAGCGGGUAGUGUGUCUCUUCCCCAGCCGUCGGAUCCGGCCCCUCGAUUUUUUCCCUCCUCCCGUUCGACGUGGGGUUGCUACGGAAAUGAACCAGUCUACCUAUGAUGAAAGGUAUUGCUACGGGGAUUAUACAGAAGUGGGAAACAAUCUUAAGCAUCCCAACCUCGCGGAAUGCCACAUGCGAUGCCGAAAGCCUGGUUGUUGGCUCUUUUUGUUCCCCUGUUUUCAUUUUCCUUGGGUAUAUCGCUAGGCAACAUUAGGGGAGAGGAUUUUGUUUUUAGAACGGACAUGGGGACACGUCUCAUGAGGGUAAUUUUUUAUUUAUUUUGGGAUAGGGAUAGGAUAGGGGAUGGGAUGGCGGAGCGCCGCUUGUGAGGACGCCCGGGAUGAGUUUUUUUUUCUUUAAGGAGAGUGGGGGAACAAUUACCAACGAGCAUGCAGAGGGCGGUCGUACAAAAUCCAAAACCCAAGCUCGGGAUGAACUACGAAUCGCGUUGGUUGAAUAAAACCCUUCCCCUCCCCCUGUCCAGCGCCAGGGGAGGGAGACAGAGAGGGAAAGGGAAGACAAGCAAGCAAGACAGUGUCAAUACAGGCAGACAGAGAUAUUUGAGAAGAGUGAUUUUAUUUUUAUUUAUUUUGAAUUUCAUUUUUCAUUUUUCAUUAUUCAUGAUCUGAAUAUUUUUUAUUCAUAUUUCUUUGAUCAUUUUAUUUUCUUAUGAGUUCUGCU